GUUACCAUAAGUUGAACGUAGGAAAUGGGUGAGAGAUAGUUUGUUUUAUAUCUAUUAGUUAAUGCAACAAAAUGCACGGGGCUACCAAUAUUGGACAAGACAUUAUGGAGAAAAGGCUUUAUAUGAGAUGACACUGCGAUCUGCAUAACCAUAUGGUGACACAAACUAAUCCUUUUUUAGUGAGUCAGUUGUUUGGCAUGUGGAAAAUAAAGAUGUAAUGUUCAAAUGCUUUGCUAACACUAAUUGGCAUGAGCAAGAAACAUGCUAUUAAAAAUUGAAGGCUCUGAAAAAAGGAAUGCAAAAUGCAUCAGAGAAAAAUUCUCAAUGUUCUGAUUGAUUCAUUAGUCCAGAUGGUCAAGCUGCUCUUGGAAUUGGUGCUAGUAAAGAGAGCUAAGAAGAGAAAGCUUGUGUAGAAAAAAUGACAUUCAGAAGAAACGCAUGACUGACAAUGGAAAGCAAAUUAUUGCUACUUCUAAGAGCAGGAAUGAUGACAGCAAGCAAAUUAUUGCUGCUUCUAAGAGCAGGAAUGAUGAUGGCAAGCAAAUUAUUGCUACUUUUAAGAGACAUGGAUCAAAGAAGAAAGCUGCAAUACCUGAAAUAGGUAAUUCACAAUUAAGAAAAAGAACGUUUGUAAACAAGGGUUCAUGGUCUGCCAUGAAAGAAAAUGGAGCAAAAGAAGGUUCAAAUGGUCCAAAUAAACAAAAGAAGCUUUCUGGAGAGUUGAAAAGCCCACCAGUAAAGCCAAAGAAAAGAGACCGUCAUGUGAAUGAUACACCAAUGUGCAUAAGCGGCACUGCCAGAGUGAAUUUCAGCAGGUAAAUCUACUUAUGACCAACUUUGUUGUUUGAUUCUGGUGAUCGA
Messenger RNA from Eucalyptus grandis, 861 nucleotides. RefSeq lists its product as uncharacterized. Lineage: Eukaryota; Viridiplantae; Streptophyta; Magnoliopsida; Myrtales; Myrtaceae. The transcript has 2 exons. The coding region runs from base 439 to 819 and encodes 126 amino acids. The record is from RefSeq and is a predicted model, not a curated record.